AUCGUUUCAUAACAGCGGUGUCCAUGGCAACAGAAAUGUGCGCGAUUUUGAAAUUUUCAAAACUGUGAUUUGACAAGGCGUAAAAUAUUUUUCAUUUUAAGUCUUUAUUAGUUAAUAUAUUCUGCCAAUACAUGUCUCGUUCAGUGCCAUGGCGAAGGACAUGUCCUGAGAAAAUAUUAUCUCGUAUUGAACGAACGAUGACAGCAAGAAUUUACUUACUAAGAGCGACUGGCCCAACUGGAUUUCUUCUAGCUGCCGAUGGAGAUGAAAAAAAGUAUAAGGUGUUUCUGGGUGAUCCCCACUCUUGCACCUGUAAUUUGUUUAUGAAAGAAAAAGAUUUGUGUAUUCACAUUUUAUGGGUUUUAAUAAAAAAGUUUCGGAUACCAAAAGAAAGUUCAGUGGUGUAUCAACUUGGUUUGGUUGAAAGAGAAAUUGCUGAAGUAGUGUAUGGAAAGAGCACUGUCAAUAAUUCUACCAAAAAGAUCAAUGAUGAUACAGGCUCUAAUUGUCGAGAAAAAUUAUGCAAGAAAGAAAUAUCUGAAGAUGAUAUAUGUCCAAUUUGUCAAGAAGAUUUACUGGUGACUGAAGCAACAACUUAUUGCAAAUAUGGUUGUGGCAAUAGUGUUCAUGUGAAAUGUAUGAAAAUAUGGGCUGAUCAUCAAAAAUCAUCUGGUGAAUCUACCAUAAAAUGUCCUUUGUGUCGUGAAGAUUUUGGACCAUUUGAGAGAAUAAAAAGUGAUUAUCUCCAUUCUUUGAAUUGUCGACAAAGACGUAAUCGUCAUUUUGGUAGUCAAUGUGCUCAUUGUCGAAUUUUGCCGAUUGUAGGACGAUGUUACAGAUGCACAGUAUGUCAUGAUUAUCAGCUCUGUCACCGUUGUUUUGAAAUGAAUGUACACUCUCAACAUAAGUUUAACUAUAGAGAGAAAACUAAUCAACGAUGGCGUCAAGCUCGGAAGUUUGUAGCUAUUCCUUCUGCUGUAGCCAAUGAAUUGGAAAGAAGGGAAAUCACAGAGCAAGACUACGAUCUUUUACUUCAGUUAGACAUCAGCUCAUCGACAAGACAACGUGGUGUUCCUGCUCAUAUACUACAUUCGUUACCAACGGAAAGUAUUUCAAACGAAAAUGACCGAUUACUAACCAAUGAAUUAGCAAAGUGUGGUAUUUGUCUAUGCAGCUAUCGUUCAACGCAGGUUGUACGCAAGCUUCCAUGUGGCCACGAGUUCCAUCGAGUAUGUAUCGAUUCCUGGCUAUCUAACGAUCAUAAUGUUUGUCCAAUUGAUGGGCUGACAAUUUACUCGGAGCAUGAAACGAGCAAUGUUUCAAGAAACAAUCGAACCUUUACGUCGAGUAAUGAGCGUGUAAGAAAUAUUCCAACUUUGCAAACCACGAAACUACAAAGAAAUUUAAAUGGCGAGAAUCAUACUUUGCCACAAGAUUUCUUUCUGAAUGGUUUGAGUUUAGAACAAAGAAAUACAAAAUCAAAAUUGCAUCCUCCAAUGGUACAGUCAACUACAACUGAAAAUACGUCGCCAGCUAAAUUUCAUCAAACAUCGUUCUCCAGUAGACACUUUGUGUUUGAUACUCAAUUACCUGGGCGAUCUGUGGUGGAUGUUGACAAAAUAGCGAGGUAUGGUCGUCACAGUGGAGACAGCAGGAUCAGAGCUAUAAAAAUAAAAAUCGAAAUAUAAACAUUAGAAGUACGUCUUUAACGGAUAUAAUACUUAGCGGGCAAAAAAUAACUGCCGAAAAACGACAAAAUAAAGUGGUAAAUGAUUCUAUUAUCACGAACUGUGACAGAGUUCCUUCGCAUGAUGGUCGGACUAUGCUUCGUUCUUCAAUUACGAACUUAAAACCAGAUGCUGACUAUUGUACAUAUACACGAGUCGAUUUCUAAAUUCAUACAGAAUCGUCAUUCAGAUCAUAUGAAAUAUUUCGUGAAGUUGAUAGUUUACCUUUAAUCUCAUCAAAAAAACUUAAGCUGUGAAAACCGUCACCAAGCAAGCAUAGACAGAUUGCGCACGACUCUUCACUAUUGAUAAACAAGAGUGACGCAGCUGAUGGCAAAAUAACGUAAUUAUAAAUACAAAAGAACUAUAAAGAUGUAUUACAGGUUGUUUAUUCACUUUCACUUGACGUUAAGUAUUAUUAGUCAGGUAGAUAAAUUCAUAUUUUUAACCUUAUCAAGUAAAGACUGUUUAUCGU
Xenia sp. Carnegie-2017 is the source of this 2202-nucleotide messenger RNA. RefSeq names its product E3 ubiquitin-protein ligase ZSWIM2-like. Gene Ontology annotation, molecular function: zinc ion binding; ubiquitin protein ligase activity. The record is from RefSeq and is a predicted model, not a curated record. Lineage: Eukaryota; Metazoa; Cnidaria; Anthozoa; Malacalcyonacea; Xeniidae.